Anastrepha ludens (Mexican fruit fly) is the source of this 2564-nucleotide messenger RNA. RefSeq names its product mitochondrial folate transporter/carrier. Gene Ontology annotation, biological process: nucleotide transport; folate import into mitochondrion. The record is from RefSeq and is a predicted model, not a curated record. Gene Ontology annotation, cellular component: mitochondrion. Bases 1191 to 2150 code for a protein of 319 amino acids. Lineage: Eukaryota; Metazoa; Arthropoda; Insecta; Diptera; Tephritidae. Gene Ontology annotation, molecular function: FAD transmembrane transporter activity; folic acid transmembrane transporter activity. The transcript is spliced from 6 exons.
CCAGCCGACAGGGCAGUCACAUUUUGACAUUUGACGAGUUUAGUUUAGAAACUUUAUCUGUGUGGAAUUUUCUUGAAUAUUCACAAGUUAAAUAUAAUUACUAAGUUAAGCAAAAGAAUUAUCUGGUAAAGGAAAGUGAAAUACGGCGUGUGAGAGUCAACUGAAGUGCAUAUAAGCUACAAUCACAUACACACGGCAGGUAGAAAAAUUAUUUCUGCAAUUGAACGAAGGUAUUGACGAAAAAGGCGUUCAGAAAUUAUAUAAUAAAACAAUACUUCAUGGAAGAUGCAAAAAUCUGUGAAUUACAGUAAAAUACAAGAAAAUUUCUUCGGACAUUAUUAAAUACUCAUACAUUUAGGGAUUGUUUUAAUUUUUCUGUCUGAGUUGACGGGUCGAUGAAAUUUCAUCAUCACCGCAGAGGCAGAGCCGAACGCAAAAUACAGUCGUGAGCAAAGAAAAAAAAAAACAAAAUCGAGAGGACUUUUUCAUACAUACCCGAAGUAAAAAAAUCUCAGCAAUUAUUCACACCACGGGAAGAUGUUUAGCAGUCAUAUUACAGCAAAAAUAACUAUUCCACUGAAAGGCCAAAACAAGAGCUUUUUAGUUAAUAAAAGCGACGCCAGCUGUAUCCUCAGUUCGCAACAAAAUAAAUCGAGUAGUUUAGCAGAGCAGUUACGCACCAAGAACAAGGAGUUCCUGUGAUCAAAUGCACAAUCGCAUAUAUAAGUAAUUUAAUAGUAUCUAUUAGAUAGUUUGACGUUUGCAACCUUUAGAAAAGAAUGCUGCGGGAACAGCAAAAACGCCAAAGAACUACAAAUUUGUUAGAAAACUAAGAGAUCAUCCUACUUUAGAAAUAAACGCGUGAAUGGAAAAGAACUGAUUGCAGAUUGGUUGAACAAAAAAAAAAAAAAAAAACAGCAGCGCUACAAUAUUUGGAUUAAGAAUUCAUGAAAAAUAAUACAUAAAAUUUCAAGUCAUAUAGCAACCAAAAAGGCGAAUUACAGUGGUCGCAUAUAAAAAGUAAUAAGGGAGCAUUUACGUAGUGCGUGUAAUAUAUCGAUCGUAAUUAGCUGUACGAGUGUCCAAAAGUGGACAAGAAAAAAGACAAAAUUGCCGAAAGCACAAAGGAACCACGAUUUGGUGCAACAACUGUGUCGGAGAAAUCGGAAGACAAGAAGGAAACUACAAAAAUGACUGCAAUCAAUUCAAAGUCGACCAAAUUUGGAGGCAAAUUAAAUUUAACCUCCCAUGUGAAGUAUGAGCAUUUAUUAGCGGGCAUUUCGGGUGGCGUAACAUCGACACUAAUAUUGCAUCCACUAGAUUUGAUAAAAAUUCGUUUUGCUGUGAACGAUGGGCGCACAACAACAGUGCCGCAAUAUAACAGCUUGAGCAGCGCAUUCUCGACUAUUUUCCGACAGGAAGGCUUUCGUGGGCUCUACAAGGGUGUUACACCCAACAUCUGGGGCUCAGGUUCCGCUUGGGGUUUCUACUUCAUGUUCUACAACACAAUUAAAACUUUCAUUCAGGGCGGCAAUACGACACAGCCAUUGGGCCCCACUUUGCAUAUGUUGGCCGCUGCCGAAUCUGGUGUGCUCACUCUGAUGCUUACAAACCCCAUUUGGGUGGUAAAGACUCGUUUAUGCUUGCAAUAUGGCGCCGAGACUUCAAGUAAUAAGGCGAUUGAAUAUCGCGGUAUGGUGGAUGCGCUGGCGCAGAUCUACCGUAAUGAGGGCAUUCGUGGAUUGUAUAGGGGCUUCAUCCCCGGCAUGUUUGGUGUGUCACAUGGAGCUUUGCAGUUUAUGACCUAUGAAGAGAUGAAGAACCAUUACAACACAUACCGUAAAUUGCCGAUUGAUACCAAAUUGGCCACUUCGGAGUAUUUAGCAUUCGCUGCCAUAUCGAAGCUGAUCGCUGCUGCAGCUACAUAUCCCUAUCAGGUGAUACGUGCACGCCUGCAGGAUCACCAUCUUAACUACAACGGUUCAUGGGAUUGUAUUAAGCAAACAUGGAGAUUUGAGGGCCCGCGUGGCUUUUACAAGGGCAUGCAAGCCAGUUUGACGCGUGUGGUGCCAGCAACUAUGAUAACAUUUGUCAUGUACGAGAAUGUGUCGCAUUAUUUGCUGCAUAGGUCCAAGACCAUCGAUAUAUGAGAUCUCAGCAACCAUGAAGAAGAAGAAAAAAGACGAACAGCAGCCAAAGAAUGAACAAAUUCCUACGCUUUAAAUGGCUUUAAGUGGCUUUAAAUGGCGUUAAGUGGCUUUAAAUAUACUUGUGUUUAUCAGUUUUUAGUUAUAUUUGCGUAUUAUUACCUAAAAUAAGUUCAUUAGCUUAAACAAUCUUUGCAUAUAUUCCACUAUCAUUUACUAAUUUUAAGCGCAUAUUCCAUACCGACGUCGUCGCCGUACAAUGUGCCCGAUUGGCCUGGACCGAUUGCCCGUUAAAAAUUGUAGUUACGUUUUCUUAAAUUUUUCUUUGUGUGAUUUACACAAGGUUUGUUUUUUUCUUUGCUUUUUUUGUUUUUGGUUUGUUUGCUAAACUAACAAACCAUGCCAUUGCCUUACGCU